AUGUUCGCCAUGCGAUGGCUUUUCCCUUUCAUACUAUUAAUAAGAAGUUCAUAUGAACAGUCAGCAAUCAAUCAGAAUGUUGGUCAGGCGACAGGAGUUCAAGCUGGAGCUCAAUCAACUCUUUUCUCAGGAACCGGAACCAAUCCUUAUUAUGGAGUCAAUCUUGUUCCGUUCGGCCCAGAAGCUGGAGAUUUGAAAGUUAAUCCGGGUAUGCUGACGGCUGGUCAAACCAUAGAUUUACAUAUGUUUUUCCCAUUCUAUGGUGGAUUAUACAAUUACACAACGUUAUCAGUUAACGGAUAUAUGGGAUUUGCAACUGUAUUGGAUCAAGGUCCUACUAUCAACGUUGGCCCAGACUCUACAGAUUGGCCACGUCAAGAAGAUCCGGCUAUGAUUGCUCCCUACUUGUGUAAACAACAGGUUCCUCAGACUGGAAAUCCUGCACGUCGUUCUGGGGUUUAUUAUCGCCUUGUUCUUCGUCAAUCUUUGUUCGGGCAAGAGUCGGGAUCCAAUAUGAACUUGGGGCAAACCAUGCAACGAUCUGGUUUCUUCGGACAAGCAGCAACCCAAGCUUGCCCAGGAACUCCUGACUCUUAUGUGCGUUGUGAUCAACAAAGUGAUUUCUUCCUUGAUGAAAUGAUGAGAUGGUUACAAGAAGGAGUGGCCGGAGCUUCUAUGUUCCGAGCUGAUGCUGCCUUGGUUGUUACCUGGUACAGCACAGCUUCAGCUAUCUCGGGUAGAUCUGACAUUGAUGCCGGUCAAACAGCUACUUAUCAGGCAAUUUGGUUGACUGAUCAACCGGGACGUCUCUCUUAUACCAUUUUCAAUUACGACCGACUUGGCUUUGAUGCUCAAGAUUUCCGUGCCAACUCCCGCUCAGGACGUUGUCGUGCUAUUUUCAACGGAGGAAAUCAUACUGGUGUUGUUGAUGUUGAUCCUACUCAAGCUUACAAAAACACUCCAAAAGUUUUGGCCCAAAGAUCUGGAGUUCCUCAUAUGGUUCGCGGUCGCUACAUGUUCAGAGUUGACGAUAUUGUUCGCCCCGCUGGUUGCAGUAACAAGACUGGUGGUACAUACCCCAUCAUGAUCUACCCAAAUAUCGUAAAUAUGCUUGGUGAAAUGACUGUUGACAUCAAUGCCAUGUGCCUCGAAAGAACUCAAACCUAUAUUCUUAUGAUAGAAGAAAGAGAGGCCGCUACCUGUACAGUUCUUAAUCCUUCUAUUGCUCGCUGUAAUCUUCCAAAAAUUUAUGAUUGGGGAACGAAAACUGUUUACUUCCAACCUCAAUCGAGAGGAGGGAACGAUGAGAAAGCAUUUGUAGGAUACAUCUACUUCGUACCUCCGACACUAGAUCCUAUGAGGUUAGACAUCGGUAAUAUAUACGAAUGGUUCAAAAAUCCAAUGCCCAACUAUUUGAUGCCUAUAACAUGGUAUCCAAGAAACUUCACAAACCCUGAUCUGAUGAAUAAUAUCAACCAAGUUGGUUCGAGAAUAUCUGAUGAUGCUUUAUAUGGAGUACAACUCGGUCUAUACGUUGUUGGUUACAGAGAAUACAAAGAUGAUGAGAUUAAAAAGUUCCGUCCCGAGCAUCGAACUCUUUGUCGAUUGGCAACUUACACGAAUAGAAACAGCAUUGAUUACAGAUGGAGACCACAAGAGGAAGUCAUUAAUAUCAAUCAGGUUCAACAAUGGUAUUUGACUGAUUGGGAAAGAAUGAAUACACUGUACUCUUACCGAACGGGAUAUUUGAAACUUGCGCCCGUACGACCGAACGAUCUGAACGGAACUGAACUACUUUCUGGACUAGUUACUGCACCUAUCUCCCUUCAUUGGCUUUGGAGUCCUGAAGAUACUCGGUUUACUGGUACAACAUUCAGUGCUGGUGAACAGAGCCAACGUGAAGAAUUCGUGAAGCAAAAAUCCAAAGAAAUGUGUCACGAUUGGUAUGAUGAGGAUGGAGCUCUAUGGAACUUCAUCAGAGAUACGGAAACUAACUCCUCAUGCCCAUGUGUUGAAACGCAAGCUCGUAUGGAUCUUGGACGACUUAUGCCCCAUCCACGUUGUUCUCAAAUGUUCCGUGAUAUCACCUGUUCAUCAAUGAUCGGAUCCAAAAACUGUUAUAUGUCUUCUCAAAACAUUUACUCUUCAUAUGCUGGUGGAGGAAACACAUUCUCUGGACAGAACUCUCACCGCUUCAUGACUCAUUAUGGACAAGUUUGUUGUUAUGAUGAAGCCGGAUUCCUUAUGCAAACUCCUUAUCAACCAGUUCUUAAAACCCAAAAAGAUUAUUUCUACAAUCCUGGAUACCCAUUGAGAGCUUAUGAGUUCGGUACUGCACCUUACAUGGGGCAGUUCGAGGUUCCUGGUUUGUCUGUGUUCCACCACGAUUAUAUGCCGUAUUUCCUUUGUUGUAAAUUUACUGACUUCCGUUGUCAAAUGUUCUAUUGGCGUCGUCCAUCUUCGGCCUGUCAGGAAUACCAACCACCAGCUACAGGACAAGCAUCUGGAUUAGGAACAUUCAACACAAUUGACAAUGACAAGUUCAUCUUCAAUGAACCCGGAGUUUAUAACUUCCUUUACAUUCCUCAAACGACCAGAACACCAGAAGUCAAAAUUCAAGUUCGGUUAGAAAGAUAUCCGAACAGAAAGGUUGAUUUCGGAUUAUUGGGAAGAUACAUUCCUCAAUCAGAUUUGGUUCAACCUAUCAAUGCUACUGUCAUCACAGGAAUCACAUUAGAAGCUACUGGUACAGACAGAGUACAUGUGAUGGCUCGUAAGGAUACUCGUCGCUUCCGUUACCGUACUGAUAUCUUGGUCGGAAACAUUCUACGUUAUUUCGAUACAAUCCGUCUUCAAAGAUUCAAAGGAGUUCUCAUUUAUGUUAACAACGUUGAGCGUGGUCAACCUGAGAUAUACGUCGUUUUAGAAGAAGCUCAAAUUGGUGUUCGCAUUAGAGAGUCAUAUGCUUUGGAUAUUGAUCGAUUACCUAUGUACCAAGAAAGUAUGGGAAUGCUUGAUAUUCAGCUAUCGGUUCCACCUCAAUAUGGCGUUAGACCAGAUGGUGACAAGACACGUGAAACGGAAAUGAGACAAAGAUAUGAUCUUCCUCGAAUCAGUGGUUUGAUGCGUCCAUUCCCAGAGCAAACCUCUGGAGCCCUGAUGACUGGUUUGACAUUGAAUGAUGUCAACUCAGAAACGUACCGUCAGCAAAUCAUAAAUAACUAUCGCGUCUUGGGAACUGGAGAAUCUGGUUCACAACAGAAUAUGGCUGGAACUUUAGCUCAAGGUCUUCCAGCUGACAAUAUGUUUACAACAUCUAAAGAUGAGGAUAAGAAGUUCAAUGUGUUCCCAGAGGCAAACAGCAGAGCUGAGCCAAUCUACAAGGCUGCACCUGAGUAUGAAGCUGGUCGAAAUAGAUUCGAGGCUCAGACAGGUAUGGACAUAAACCAAUUGCUGAAUGCUUGUCGCGAUCUUCAAUCUAAUAUGGCAGUUGAUUUACAACCAUUACAAUCAACUAUAAAUCUUCAAUUUGGAGCGCAAAACUGUCCAGAUGAUCCAGGCAGCAUUCUGAAUGAUUGCGGAGAUAAUGUGCCUUGUCUAUAUUCGUAUGCAUUAAUGAAUUCAAAGGUAUUGGCUAAUGAAGAACAAGAUACUUGGAAUACAUUUACAGUUGAUCGAGUUGAAGCUAUUCGUCAAUAUAAUAGUUGUGGAGCUAUUAAUAUUGAAUAUCCUGAAUACAUGAUGAAAACACCAGCCUUAUCACCUGGCUAUCUUCAAGGCAAUGUUGCUCGAUUCGAAUGCUAUCAAUCUCACUGGAUCAAAGGAGACAAUGAAUACAAAUGUGGAAUCGUUGUUGAUUACAAUAAUCCUAACAACUAUCGCUUUGAAUGGAACAAAGGACAUCAACCAUGGUGCAGAUCUCGUGUGAAAGAAAAUUAUUUCAAAUACAUUGCUGUGUUCUUCGGAAGUGCUGGAGUAGUGAUUGCAAUCAUCAUGGUAUUCCUUGUUUGUUGGUGCAUCAAGCAGAAGAAGAGACAAGAAAGCCCCAGCUCAUACAUGACUUAUGAUCAACGAGAUAAUGGCGGUUUCCAGAAAGAUGAAUUCAGAAUUGGAUCUCCGGUUGAUCGACAACCACCAGCACAGUUCCCAAUUAGUGGAACACCAGCUACAUUCGAACCUCGAAGCUUUUCACCAAUUGAGACAACAGAACAACCCGGAUCAAUGGUUGGAGGCUAUAAUCCCGCGUCAUCAAAUAAGAAUCUAUUCGGCUUUAAUACAAGUGUAUAA
Molecule: messenger RNA, 4287 nt
Organism: Auanema sp. JU1783
Lineage: Eukaryota; Metazoa; Nematoda; Chromadorea; Rhabditida; Rhabditidae
Source: the annotation of a GenBank genome assembly